Girardinichthys multiradiatus is the source of this 7127-nucleotide messenger RNA. Its product is annotated as F-box only protein 33. The record is from RefSeq and is a predicted model, not a curated record. Gene Ontology annotation, cellular component: SCF ubiquitin ligase complex. The transcript is spliced from 6 exons. Gene Ontology annotation, molecular function: protein binding. Bases 411 to 1922 code for a protein of 503 amino acids. Gene Ontology annotation, biological process: positive regulation of protein ubiquitination; SCF-dependent proteasomal ubiquitin-dependent protein catabolic process. NCBI's taxonomy places the organism in Eukaryota, Metazoa, Chordata, Actinopteri, Cyprinodontiformes, Goodeidae.
UUUAUUCCUUCAAUAUCUGAGAGAAAUGCCGCCAUCUUGUGGACAACAGAGAUAUGGCAAAAAUACGAGAGCUUCCAGACUAAACCAUUUACUCGACUAGCAGGAAGACAAUUAGUGUGUAAAUAGAUUUUUAGGUAAAAUCCUAAUAUAUUUUAAGAACAUAAAAAUGUAUGAAAUAGUUGAAGAAAUAAUUGUGUGAGUGUUUUUGUAAUGUCUGUUUCGUCCCCCGUCCUCUGAGUGAAAGUGGUCCGGUCCAGUAGUGAAGGCGAAGCUGAAAAAAAAAAAAAAAAAAAGAACGGUUUGUUUUCAAGGAGAAAAGACGCGUCGCUCACAUUCACCCGCCGCUGCUGCGUCGUUUAAAAAGAAACGGUUUGGACAUUUCUAGCUGCUCGGUGUUCUCCCAGCUCGCCAUGGCUCUGUGCGGGGGUGUCGGAGCCAUGGCUUUACCCAGCGAGCUCAUCGUCCACAUCUUCUCCUUUUUGUCCGACCGAGACAAGCUCCGGGCCUCGGCCGUGUGUUCCCGCUGGAGGGAGUGCCUGUUCUACCCGGCGCUGUGGACCGAGCUCAAACUGCGGAUAGGUGGCGGUGACACCGGUGGCUGUAACGGCUCCAGCUCCGGCUCCGGUUCCGAUGAGACGCCGAAGCUGGAGUUCCUCAUGCGGAAGUUUGGCUCCUUCGUGCGGGAGCUGCAGCUAGAGCUGGCACCGGUGGAAGGAAACCUCAGCCCGCUGAGCAACGACCCGUCGGCCGGUAGGAUGGAGCAGCUUCCCGGCGGUCAGGAGGGAGACCCGCAGCAGCUGUCGGAGCGAUGGAGGGACGCCAUGGCCACCUACUUGGACCAGGUGUUGUGUGUGUUCACCGCCAUCCGAAACAAUAGAAACCUGCAGAAGCUGAGCCUGUAUGGAGACACCUUUAUCCUGCAGCAGGAGGGACUGUUGGACAGCUCCAACCUGCAUCAGAUCCACCAGGGGGACAAGAAGAUCAACGAAAUCCAGCAGUUAUUCAUGGAGCUGCUGUCAAACAGCCGGCAGCUCCGGUGGUUGUCCUGUAGCUUCAUGCUGGGCCUGGUGACUCCCUGCUCCUUAGCCUGCCUGUCGAAUCCUUCAGCUGAGACGCUGCAGCACCUCAGCUUACUCGACCACCAGCUCGGCCCCCUCAUCUCACCAUCAGAGCUGGAUCGACUUUCCAACCUUCAUUCUCUGGCUCUGGAUUUUUCUGACUUUACACCCGAGCUCUGUGGUUUGCUGGCAUCUCCACGACGAGCUCCACUCCAUCGCCUCUCCCUGCUGCUCAAUGGCGCCGCCCUGGAGUUCAAACCAUUAGAAGGCACAGCCAAAGAGGACGACUGGAAGGCGCUGGUCCGCGUUAGCGCCAACUUGCGAGUGUACAUCAUGGCUCUGGAGGUGGACAGCUCAGAGCUCCUCAGGGUCCUAAAGCCGAGCCUUCCUCUAGAGCGCCUCCACCUGGACAGUUACAGCACGCUGGCGACCGACGCCACCCUGGAGCUCAUCUCCCAGCAGUACAACAAAACCCUCACUCACUUCCUGCUCCUGAGGGACGGCCCCGGCUUCCCCGACCUCAGCGUCAACCGCAACGAAGACCCACUGGUCCUGCUGGCGUGGAGGUGUACCCAGCUGGCUGUACUGGUGAUACAUGGUUACACUGUGUGGUCCCACAACCUGGUGGCCAUCUCCCGACUCCGCGGCUCGAGUCUCCGCAUCCUCACCGUCUCAGAGGAGAGCAUCUACUUCGACCCAGACCAGUCCCGGUACGUGGAGGGAGACCCCGUCCACUGCCUGGUGAAGGAUGUGUCGCUUGGCCUCGGCCGUGUCUGGCACCCCUGCCUGGACUCCAGCGUUGUUCUAUCUGAACCCACCCAACACUUCCACUGCGAGCUGCACGCCUUCAGCACGGGCAUGUAGGCGGUGUGUGUGUGGGGGGGGGUUGACGCUGGCGCAGACCAGACCAGGUGGAGGGACGGCAGACCUGAGUAAAACCAUGCAGAGCUCACAUUUACCGGAUUUUUAUUUUAGUUUUUAUUUUUGAUCAUCAAGUUUGACUCACUCUUUUUUUAAAUUUGGAACAAAUUCCUGCAUAAAACCAGAUUUUUAACAAGUCUGCUAUAAUGACCUGGCCCAGUCUGGUCUGAUCUUGGCCACAGUUGGAUCAGCACUCCAUCCAUCACUUUAAGAACCUGUGUGAUGUAACUCUGAUUCCAGUUUUUCUUUGCCUUUUCUCCUCUGUGUGUGAUCUGUUCAUUUCCUUCGUGGUGGCUGUCCUUCAUGUGUGUUUAAACGCAGAUUCAUUGUAAUCCUGCUCAUAGACGGAACCAGAACCAGCAGGUUGAGUGAUGGAGCGAUGGCUGUUGCACAGUUGCUUUUCGUUUCAGGAUCCUUCGGCAGCAGGGUGGGAGGUUUGUUUUGUAUUAAGGAUGAUCUGAUUGGUUGUUAUUGUGUUAUUUUGGCAUUUUAAGGUAAAAAAGUCAUUUAUUAGGGGAUCUGAGCUGCUGAUGGUGUUAUGGAGAGGUUUGUUACACUUCCCACUCUGCUCACUUCCUAGUGAGCCUCCAACUGAUAUCAGAGCCAAAUGUAUCUGGUUUCGACUGAUUCGAAAUCUUUGGUGUUCUUAAAACACUUCUCUUGUUCUGCUUCCUUAUUUUAAGCUUGAUAACCUGCUGACCUGGAGGCAUCAGAAGAUCCCUAAGAACUAAAAGCUCUUGCAUUGUUCUGCAGUUUGAUUUGUUUCAUUGACGGCAUGUAAAACAGUUCGGACCUGCUUCCAGCCUCACCUAGAGGCCGUGCCGAAGCUGCAGGGAAGGAAAAAGUGAAAUGCUGAAUAUAAAAAUGAGUUUUAGCUUCAUGCAUGACAACCGAGAUUCCUUCCUUUAUUUUUUUAUUUAACCUACAGCACAAUAAGGGUUCAGGUUGUGUCACCUCAGGUAGGCUUUUAGCAUCACUCUGACCAAGAUGUUGAGUGGGAUGUGCAAAACAAUCAGUUUCUUUGCCUUGGAAACAGCUCCACUUUCUCCAGUUUGAAUUGUUCUAGAUGAUGUUGUGUCUAUUUGGACCCUCUGACCCGCCGCGCUUUGAGGGUGAGCGAACCUAAUCAUACAUUUGUUUUCAACGAUUAAGGUUGACGAAAGCUAAAGAAGGAUGAGACUCAGGUGCUCUUUGAACUUCGUCUGUUUGUCUGUGCUCUCCACGAUGGGAUGAGUUUGGAUCUUCUAUUACAAAGUGUGCUAAGAGGCGAUUUAGGGUACCAGACAACAGCAUCAGCUCAGACUACAGAGAUCCGCAUUAAGGUCUGGAGUCUCUGAAUUAUGUUUUCUUCCCUUCCAGCACUUUUCUGCUGCAGAAAAAAAAACGGUCCCAGCAACCGGGCCUUGAUGACCAUGUUUAAAAGAACCUCGAGAAUCUGCACCAUCCUCAGUUUGUAUCUGAAGAGAGACCGCUCUCUGGUACAGAGAAUUUCUGUUUCAGACUGAAUGAAGCGAUGCACAUCCUGAAAACACCCAGAGAGAGCUCAGUUUGGUCUUUUUCUGCAGCUCUGUAAGCUGUUGGAAAGUUUGGCUUGUGCUCUGAUAUCUGCUGGUUAAAAACAGGUCAGAUAUCAGCAUUUUCUCCUGUUUUUAGUUGAAUGUAAUCUCUGGUUUGUAAAAAGCAGAUUUUUACAGACUUUACUUUCACUUCCUGCUGUGCUUACAGUCCCGUCUCCUCAGACAGGAAAGAUUUAGUAGAAGUUGUUUCUGUUGUCAUUAACCGUGAAGGUAAGACAGCGCCAGUAUUUAAAUAAAGCCACGCUCUGCGUCCCUCGACCAGUUGGGGGACAAACACGGUGGAUCACAGAGUAUUUUCAAAGCUUGACUGAGGAAAAUGACUGGAGUUCGUGGUUCCUCUGCGUGUUGAGCCAUUGGGUAGGUUCUGGAGUCUCCCUUCGUCCAGAGCUUGGUUCUCUGGUUUUGGAUUAGAUGUUAGUUGUUGCAGUUUUUUUGCUUUUAGGGAAGCAGUGUUACAAACUGAUGCAGCUGUUCUGCACUGCUGUGUGCCUGUAGUGUUUGUUUUUAAUGGUUUUCUGUAGAAUGUUCUCAUGCAUCCAGUAGAAGUGUGUGUUUUUUAUUUGAUGCCUGUCUGAGAGAAGAUCUGUGUGUGUAUUUGAUGAAGGCAGAGAGACUGUAACUUGUGAAACGGGGACAGGAAUGGUUUGCUCUCAGGGUGCAGAAGAGAAACUGAAACUAUCUCAGGCCUCCUGCUCGUUUGUGUGAAUUAUUACGGAGCCACCGGAUCCAGUUCUACUCUACUGGGGUUUUUUUUGUUUUUCUUUGAAGGUGCCAAAGACCACAGUGGAACAAAAUUCUGAAGUGCCCAUCCACACACACACAGAGCCAGUAUUGCUUCCUUGUGGUGUUUUCCUCAUUGUCCUCCACCCUGGAAGGUGUCGGCAGUCUUGUUCUUGUUCUUAGAGGGGAAAACAAACCAAAGCAGAGCUUGUAAGUAAAGAUGUUGCCAGAACUUUAGCAUGGCUCAGUUGUUACCUCUGAUUGGUACUCAGGGUCUGUGAUAUGUGUCACCAAGUGAUGGGAGAUCUCGCAGAUGUUCUGACCGCUCACAGUUGUCUUCUCUCUGAUGAUUGCCCGUUUCUCUGUGAGGAGCGAGGGAAUGUGAAGCAUGAGGAGGGCCGAGAGAGCUUACUUCCAAAUCAGAGCACGGCGAGGACUCUACACAUCUUUGGAUGCUUCCAGAGGUUACUCUGUCACUGAUGGCAGCUCCGUGACCUUGAGAAAAGGCUGGCUCACCAAGUGAUCCGCAUCCUGCCUUUUUCUAGGUCUUUGAAGCUGUAAACCUAUUUUUGCUGCUAGGAAGAGAACAUUCCACAUGGAGGAGGGGUUUGCUCUGCCAUCUGACUUGCAAAGCUUCUUAUGUUAACACAGCUCUAGUGUGCAUAGAAAGUAAUAUCUAUAAACAUAUGUUCUAUAUAUUGUUUUUACCCAGAGUUGUGUGUUUGUGCGGAGGUUGGGAUUUGCAGCAGAGUGAAGGUGUGGCGCUGUUCAGAGAUGAUGCUGUAGAGGGUCACCGGACGUUUCCGCAACACAAACCUUUUACUCCAUUAAAUCAGCUGGUUUUACAUCUUGAACCAGACAGGUUAGAGUCAUGGGUUGAAUUUUUAAUGUUAAACUGUGAUCUACUCUGUAAGCAGCUACAUUUACAGAAAUGACUCCAGGAGUUAUUUAGGCGAUUAUAACCAGCAGUUACUGGUCAGUCUGCUCUCUGCACAUAGUUGUUCUUCCUGGUCCCUUUCAUGGUGUUAUCCUGGCAGAUAUCAUGUGGGACGUGAUGUGGUCCAAUGAGGAACUGAAUCCACAGAGCUGGUCUUUACUUCUCUCCAUCUAAGACCGUUGGUCGGCCUGUUGCAAAGCUGGAAACAUGCAGAGACCCGCGUGUCUGUCUGUCUGUCUGUUAGACCAAUACUGAACUCUGUGAGGUUAUCUUAGUACCAAAGUAGCAGACUGCGUCAGAUCAGCAGGCAACCAUCAGCAACUUGAUGAGAACUCAAGGUUUUUAAUCCUGACACAAAGUUUAUCAUCUCUCCAUCGAAUAGUUCUUUUCUUUUAAUGCUAAAAUCUGCGUCGCAGGUCUGAAUGAGCGUGCAGAGAGCUGGACUCAUGCAGGAAUGUAAAUCUGAUUAUCGCCCUGAGAAAAAGACUGGAUGUGCUGCAGAGGUGCCACUCAUAGCUCACACUAAAACAGUUUUCCUGCCAGUUUGUGAUGAAGACCUCUGCAUCAUUUGAUGCUUUUGGAGUAAAAACUUGUGCCUGCUGCUAUGUAGACAUGUUUUAAAUCGUGCCAGUGGCUUUGAUGAGGCUCCUCUGUAUAUUAAAGGAACUGACAGACCUUCGUGUUCAGUGGAUAUGCAGAUAUACUCGUUCAGAUCUGUUUCUGGCUGCUAAACAAAGUCCUUCUUGUCGACUGUGGAGAGCCAAACAUCCUGAUUAGCCAGGCAGGCCUGCUGCCCAGUCCAGCCUCUCAACUAUGCAAGAGGAAUGCAUAUAAUCUCUUUAUUUUUCUGUUUUUAUAUUUGCUUUUUCAUUCUCUCACAGUCACAUAGAAACAGAAGAUGUAAACUGAGAAGUUGCAGUGACAAUGCCUGGCCUUAUGAUGAUGAUGAUUCGUGAGAUCUUGUAAUCAUUUUAGAUCUUUUGAAUUCUGGUCAGCCGGCCCAGCAGCGGUGACAGCGGGUCACACUUGGUCUCCGUGAGACCGGCUAGACGGGCCCCAAUGAUAUCGUGGUACGAAUGUUGUGCAUUUGUUUAAAAUCAGGACAGUUUGCAAUAACAGCAGUCUUACAAGUGGCCACAAAGGGGCACGAGGAGUGCUGACGGCGCCCGGCUGCGUCUUUAGAAAACCAUAGAGGAAGAAAUAGAAACUAUAUAAAAAGAUAAAUAUAGAUAUAUAUAUAAACACACACAAACUCACACAGUGCAUAUUUGUAAAGGUAUCAACAACGCAUCAUGGUGUUCUACUCUUAUGCAACACUUGUCUGGGUUCAGUUUAUGAACAUGAAGUUUAUUCUAAAACCACAGAGAGUUUGCAAACCAGACGCAAUGUUGUUGUGUUCUUUGUUUUUAUUUUUGCAGAAAUGGUUUUACCUUGCUCCUGAAAACUCCCACUUAAUGUUCCUGUGUGACUGUUUGCUGAUGUAAGCGCUUGGUUUGCCAGACUUCCCCCAAAACACAGCUGGAUAAACUUCACACACCAAAUAAACCUGAUUCUUCUGAAAUCUGCACACAGCUUCAGAGACAACAAGGAGCUCUAACAAAGCAUGUCCUUAACAGGAAAUCCUAUCUGAUAAUUGCAGCUUAUUUCAAAUCUUCCCAGCUGGGUUUUUGGGAGUAGUCUGCAGGAAAAGAUCUCUCUCCUUCUAAGAGGAUGGGAUUUUAUUGAGAAUGGUGUUGAUUCAUGUUCUUGUUGGAGAGAUAAGAGGGUGGACAGCAUCAGACACCUCCACUGAGAACUUCUGAACUGACCUGAAUGAACCGAAAUUGUAGGGUCAACCUGCCGACUGUCGAUUGGAAAUGAUGCUGAAUAAAUGCUUCUCUUCUUUUAGUCAGUGAAUAAAUACAUUAAAAAGUU